Molecule: messenger RNA, 4561 nt
Organism: Balaenoptera musculus (blue whale)
Lineage: Eukaryota; Metazoa; Chordata; Mammalia; Artiodactyla; Balaenopteridae
Gene: FUT4
Product: fucosyltransferase 4
Exons: 2
Coding region: 1696-2889 (397 amino acids)
Cellular component (GO): membrane
Molecular function (GO): alpha-(1->3)-fucosyltransferase activity
Source: RefSeq, a predicted model, not a curated record
CUGAGCCAUUCUGCCAGUAAAAAGUUGCUUUAAUUGGAAUAUCUGAAGGAUCUAAGGGAAAAUUGGGAGUGGAGGGAGGAUACAGGCAAGCAGGCUAACAUUUACCAAAUGCCAAACACAAUGUCAGGCUCUAUCUAUGAUGUCUUAUUUAACUGAAGUGGGGGAGGAAUGGGCAUAAACGUAUAGGUUUUUGAAUUGCAUAAAAAGAAAACCCAAUAGGUCCUUUCCUUCCUUUGGUUGAAAAAAGUUAUUCAUGCAUUUAUAGCCUUUUCUUUCUAAUUAAAAAUAACAGAGUGGAGAAUCACUGAAAUUUCGAAUUUCAAAGACAAUUUGUUUAACUAGCUUGAAAAAUGAUUCUAUAAAAACAUUAUUAUAAAAGCUUUUGGUGUGUAAGAGAAAGUAUCACUAGGCUGAUGGGUACAGCCAGAGCACCUAACACUGUCCAUUCAGCUCCCAGAUUGUCACUGUGGGCGGGCAGGUAAUGCCACUUGAAACUACCUAAAUGAAACCAUUUUUAUAGAAGCUUUUACAAUCUGUACUUGGUUUUCAAUGAAAAAGUUCUUCAUAAUAAAUCCAAAUGGCAUAACAUCAAAAAUACCUGACAGGUUGGCCCCAUUCUCAGCAAGUCUACUUCUUCCCUAAUAUCUUGUAACUUACAUGGCACUGGGCUGGGGCACCACCAAUGCACCGCUGUGAUCUAAAAAUUCUCUCAAACUGCCUCCUCUCCUUAGGUCAACAGCCCACCCAUGCCCUAUUUAGAACUUUGCUGAAUAAAAGUUUAAUUACAUAAAUGAAGGCCAAAAUCCAGAAAUUCAAAUUCAAGCCAUCGGGGAAAAAACCUCCUUAAGUCACGGUAGAAGUAGAUGCCUCAGUUGCUUCAUUGAUAAACCUGAAGAGGCCACUGUGAUACCCUUUAUACCCUAAACUUGGAUGCUAUAAUAUUUAUCUUAGUCAUCGUUUUAUAGUCCACAGUGUUUUGCUGGAUCUUCAUGAGCCCAGAUAUUAAGCUGCUUCUUAAGUGCUUAGUAAAAUUAAUGGUGUUGUUCAUUCAUUCAUCUCACUGAAUAGGCAGGAAGUUCAUAGCUCUGGUACAAAGAAAGCUAUGAGCCAGCAGGCAGAAGCGUUCAUUCAGUGGGGGAGCGAAGAAAAAGAACGUGUUUUCACUGCUCAGGAAACUUUCGAUUCUUCUGUUUCCUCUGCUGGGGCUGUAGGCAAAGCGAAUGUUCUGACAGUAGGGUUUCCUUGAAAACUUGGUUUCACAAAAUGCACCACCUCUGUGGGCCGCGCUUCGGGAGCUGACUGCGCUACCUGCCUGCGUCGGCGGCAGGUCACGAGGUUAAGGUCCGCUCCGCGUAGGCUGAGCCUCUGUCAGCACGUUUCCGCGGCCUCGCGGGCUCCCUCCCUCCGGCAGGCGUCGCUGGCCAUUGAUGGGGCAAGAGGAAGGAAGAGGAUCUUCGAUCCCGCCCGGAGGCUCGGUACCCCUGGGCCGCCUUCCUCCCGCGCCCGCGCCGCCGCGGCUUCUGGAGGGUCUCGCACCAGCUGCCGGCGCCCAGGGAUGAACCGGGCCCUCACUCUGGAAGGUCGGGCGGCGAGCAGCAACGAAGGCUGAACCCUCAGUGGCAGCAUGAGAGCGGGCACCGCCGCUCCGGGCUUGCGGCCGCGCGGCGGGCGGCGGCGUCUCUGCCGGCGCUCGCCAUGGGCGCGCGGUGGGGCCGGCGGCGCACUCGGCGUGGAGGCCUGAGGCUGUCCGAGGCCCAGUUGGCGCUGAUGGUCGCCAGCCUGGUGUGCAGCGCCGUGGUCGUCUAUGUUUGCUGGAAGCAGCUGCCGCCGCUGCCCUGGGCCUCCUCCGUCCCGCCGCGGCGGGUGAGCGUGCUGCUGUGGUGGGAGCCCUUCGGGGGCCGGCACCGAGCCAAAAGGCCGCCCCCUGAUUGCCGGCUGCGCUUCAACAUCAGCGGCUGCCGCCUGCUCACUGAUCGCGCGGCCUACGGGGAGGCCCAGGCGGUGCUUUUCCACCACCGAGACUUGGUGAAGGGACCCCCGGACUGGCCCCCGCCCUGGGGCGUCCACGUGCGCCCAGCGGAGGAGCAGCAGGUGCUGAUCGACGACGAGGAGGAAGCCUCGGAGGCCUUAGCCCUGGCUGCCUCGGGCCCCAGGCCCCCGGGCCAGCGCUGGGUGUGGAUGAACUUCGAGUCACCCACCCACUCCCCGGGGCUGCAGAGCCUGGCACGUAACCUCUUCAACUGGACGCUCUCCUACCGGGCCGACUCGGACAUCUUCGUGCCUUACGGCUACCUCUACCCUAGGACCCAUUCCAGCGAGCAGCCGGCGGGUCUGGUCCCGCCACUGGCCCGGAAACAAGGGCUGGUGGCCUGGGUGGUGAGCAACUGGGACGAGCGCCAGGCGCGGGUCCGCUACUACCGCCAGCUGAGCCAGUACGUGACCGUGGACCUCUUCGGCAAGGGCGGGCCCGGACAGCCGCUGCCUGACGUCGGGCUCCUGCACACGGUGGCCCGCUACAAGUUCUACCUGGCCUUCGAGAACUCGCAGCACCUGGAUUAUAUCACGGAGAAGCUGUGGCGCAACGCCUUCCUGGCUGGGGCGGUGCCGGUGGUGCUGGGCCCAGACCGUGCCAAUUACGAGCGCUUCGUGCCCCGCCGUGCCUUCAUCCACGUGGACGACUUCCCUGAUGCCUCCUCCCUGGCGGCCCACCUGCAAUUCCUCGAUCGAAACCCAGCUGCCUACCGCGGAUACUUUAGCUGGCGUCGGAGCUAUGCCGUGCACGUCACCUCCUUCUGGGAUGAGCCUUGGUGCCGGACCUGCCAGGCUGUGCGGAUGGCUGGGGACCAGCCCAAGAGCGUCCCUAACUUGGCUGGCUGGUUUCAGCGGUGAAGCCACCUUCCCCUGGCUGUAACCCAGGGAGGCCAAGUCGUCGGCUUUUGGAUCCUCCGGAUCCUCCGGAUCCUCCGCUGUGCAUCUCCUUAACUGCCGAAUCACGGGACUGUAUUUUCCAAACACUCGUUUUUAAUCUAUUCCCAUAGACUAAAGUUGAUUUACCAAGUAAUAUUAUUCAGCACAAAGACUGGGAGGGAAGGGUCCUGGGUGCUCAUGGUUUUUGGACAACUAGCAGUUGGGCUUCCUCUGCUGUCCAAGGGCAUCUGAGCUCUGGGGUGAAGAUGGGGGCCCUUCCUCCCCUUGUAACCAGUGCAGAGGUGAAGAAACAGCUUACCUACAAGAAACAAUUGUCAGUGGCUCUGAAUUUCCUCAUCUGCCACAGGCCAUAUUUGUGGCCUGUGCUGAGUCCAAAUCUCACACAGUGCUCCUUCACUCAUGUGACUGGGCCAAAUGCGGCAAACCCCUGGUUUCAGAUAGAGUCUUGUUGCGGGAUAGUGAAAGGACUGUGGCCACAAGUGGGUCUUUCUCUUUGUGCCUGGAUUUCUCAAAGCGUCAUCUCCUAAGAAGGGUGAGGAGGGUGGUCCAAGAAUCCAUUGACUUCCUUAACAGGUGCUGUUGUUUGUUCCCUUGCUCUAUGAAUGGAAACAAGAUGCUGGAUUGUCCUUGGAGAAGAGUUAGGAUGAAUAUUUGGUGUACCUCACUUUACACAAAUGUAUUCUUGAAAAGCCGCUUUUAAAUCAAAUUCACUGUUUUAGAAGAGCGCAAUAUUUAAUGGAACCCUAUGGAGAAUCCCUUUAUAAUGUGAAUAAUCAUCUCCUAACUGAUUUUUUCUGUGUCUAUGUUUUUCUAUAACCUGGAUCUUUUAAAAAAGCAUAUUAAAAUUACAGAUGUGAAAAUAAAGCAGAAGCGACCUUCCUCUCCCUUCCUCCCAGAAAACCAGCCUGUGUUUACACACAGAAGAGAAGGAAGCCAUAGUGUCACUUUCCACAAAAUUAUUUAUUUUGUGUCUUUACUGGAGCUGAAAUUUAAAACUGGAAAGUCAGUCCUCCAUGGGGUCCUGGCAUUACCUGUCUGCAGAACAAUGAAAGGGAUUGCACUGUAUUAUGGAAUCAUGCAAAAGGAAAAAAGUUUCCUGGUGUCUGUUAAUGGCAGUUUUUGAUUCUGUCAGUUUUAAGUUAAAUGUUUGGUUGCUAGGGAAUAGAACUAAAUCAGUGCCUGCAGUAAAAACUUUAUCUUUUGUUACAGAAAUCUGCACUUCUCCCUGGGGCCACCAGGUUCCCCUCCUGGUCUGCCCAGUAGUACAGUGGGUACAUCCUCACAUUUCUACUGCCCCUGAGACUGUGCUAUGGGACCAACUUUGAAAAUAUAUGCAUUGACUUUGAAAGUUGUUGAAUGAGCAGCAUAUUCGGUGUCACAAUGUACCUGCGCCACGUGAAACACUGAGCUUGGGAAAAACAAAAAUGUAUAAGGCAAGGUUCCUCUCUUUAAGGCUCUUACAAUCUACCACUGUCAAAAAGUAAAUAGUGGACUUUGAUAAAUCAAUUGGCAGAACUUAUUUGUUUAAAGUAAUGUUCUUUUUUUUAAAAUUAAUUAAUUUAUUUUUGGCUGUGUUGGGUCUUCGUUACAGUGCGCGGGCUUAUUAUUGCGGUGGCUUCUCAUUGCGGAGCAC